Penicillium angulare is the source of this 384-nucleotide messenger RNA. RefSeq names its product signal recognition particle 14 kDa protein. Gene Ontology annotation, cellular component: signal recognition particle, endoplasmic reticulum targeting. NCBI's taxonomy places the organism in Eukaryota, Fungi, Ascomycota, Eurotiomycetes, Eurotiales, Aspergillaceae. Gene Ontology annotation, molecular function: 7S RNA binding; endoplasmic reticulum signal sequence receptor activity. The coding region runs from base 1 to 384 and encodes 127 amino acids. The record is from RefSeq and is a predicted model, not a curated record. The transcript is spliced from 2 exons. Gene Ontology annotation, biological process: SRP-dependent cotranslational protein targeting to membrane.
AUGGCUCCUCAUCUCAGCCAUGAAGACUUCUUCUCAGCUCUCACAACCCUUCUGGAGAAGACCACUGGCAAGGCACGGGGAACAGUUCUGCUGACCCAGAAGCCUUUGCCUACCUCCGAAGCCAAUGCCUCACCCUCAGUCCUUAUCCGCGCCACGGAUGCAAACAGCAAUGCGCCAAACCCCAAAUCCGCCGACAAGGGCAAGAUCACCAAGGACAAAUCCACAAAAGUCAAAAUUGGCACAGUCGUCAAGUCAGAAGAGCUGGAGCAAUUCUACACACGCUACGCUGAAAUUUGCAAGACUCGCAUGACUGGAUUGAAGAAGCGAGAUCGCAAGCGUAAGGCCAAGGCCAAGGGUGGAGCUGCGAAGACUGCCAAAGCAUGA